Exaiptasia diaphana is the source of this 1098-nucleotide messenger RNA. Its product is annotated as QRFP-like peptide receptor. Gene Ontology annotation, cellular component: membrane. The transcript has a single exon. Gene Ontology annotation, biological process: G protein-coupled receptor signaling pathway. The coding region runs from base 1 to 1098 and encodes 365 amino acids. The record is from RefSeq and is a predicted model, not a curated record. Gene Ontology annotation, molecular function: G protein-coupled receptor activity. NCBI's taxonomy places the organism in Eukaryota, Metazoa, Cnidaria, Anthozoa, Actiniaria, Aiptasiidae.
AUGAAUUCCACUACCAACAUAUUCCACGCAAUUACAAAAACACAGCAGAAAUACGUUUUCCGAAGAUCCAACUUCAAAACUGUUGCCUAUUCUUUGCUUUGUGUUCUCGGCUUGUACGCACUCGUGGCGAAUGGUGUGGUCCUAUACCUUAAGAGAACUCAAAGGAAAAACACAAAAGCCAAAGGAAGUCUAAUAGCAUUUAGUCGGUUCCAUGUUAUAAGCAGCUACGUGGAAAGUUUGUCAGUGUCUCAUUUCUUGUGCGCGUGCCUUGUCAUUCCGCUCGUUGUUAUGCAGCAAUUCUUCGACUUGAUUGACACCGACUUCAAAUGUAAACUGAUAAGGUGCAUUUAUUAUUUCUUUCCACUGGUGACCACGAACAAUCUGUUUGUAAUUGGGAUAGAAAGAUACAUCGCCGUUUUCCAUCCGCAAAAAGUACCUUCCUCAAGGAUCCUGCGCUGUACCAUCGCUUGUGCCUGGAUACUAGCAGCUCCAGUCUCAAUCAUAUUAUCAGCCAUGUACAAUCUAAUACGCGUCGACAUCGAUGAAGAAACUUACACCAUGAAGUGCUUGUAUGAUAAAGCCUCUCUUGCUAAAAAAGUUGUUUUUCUGGUAUUAGCUGUUUGUUAUUAUAUCAUUCCUAGCGUACUCCUCUCUGUAUUGAACAUUAAAAUUGCUCGAUAUUUGAGCCGACUGCAAACUAAAAGUGUAGGCAAAAAGAACUGGAUAUUCCAUGGGGUGUCGACUUUUGUUGUUCUCAUCUUUUGCUUUAUAAUUCCAUUCAUGGUUUUCUUCGUUAGCUCUGUAAUUAAUAUAUACCAAAUACCCAAUUUAAAAUUCGAUAUUCCUAUUGGACACAUUGGUCUAAUAGCAGUCUAUGCCAAUUCAGCCAUCAGUCCCACUGUUCUGCUCUUGAAUAUGAAAGAUCUUCGCGUAAUGCUAAAAGAUUUGCUUGGAUGCAUGCGCAAUAAUCCUGGAAAUAAGACACAGGACGUCGAUAUGCAAGAACGACCAAACAAAAAAUAUGGCGUUAAUUCUGAUACUGACAUCGAAGAAAGCGUAAGAGGAGAAAGACAUCAAAUAGGCAUCUCGGCCAUAUAA